Messenger RNA from Symbiodinium natans, 336 nucleotides. Lineage: Eukaryota; Dinophyceae; Suessiales; Symbiodiniaceae. The record is from the annotation of a GenBank genome assembly.
AUGCCAACAAUUACGCCUGAGCUUGCUGGACAGAUGGUUGACAAGGCCAUCGUUGCGCUGGAGGAUGAGGAGACGAAGAAGAAGGUCGGAAGCAUCAUUACGAAGGCCAAGGAGGCGGAGCCGGAGGAUGAAGUGAAGCGGCAGAUGUUGAUGAUGCAGGAGAUUCUGCCUUUGGCCAAGAGCGUCGUUGGUGACAGCUGGAAGGAGUGGGGAGUGACCGAAGACAAUGCCAUGAUGGUCAUGAUGCAGGUUCAGAUGAUGGCCAUGAUGGACCCAGUUUUGCAGCCGAAAGCUGCUAAGGUCAUGAGCUUUGUCCAGGGACAGGUGGGUUCCUGA